AUGCCAAUGGAACAGGCCAAAAUUGUAAAAAAUAGUGGCCAAGCACAGGCCAAAAGCGGCGCUAAUGAAAAUACAGCUGCCGCGGCAGAGGGCAAGGACAUUGUGUGGUCAAUAGUUUUCCUGCUUGUUGCUCCUGAGUCUUCUAGUGCGGUCUCUCCCUCGCACAUGUUAUUUCGUACUAAUGGUGGGAGUGCUGUGUCUACAGCUGUUUCGACGCGAUCCUCACUUACUGCUAACAAAGUGUUUGUCACCAACUCGAAGUCAACAAUCGGCGCAGCAGCUGAAAGUGACGCUGCUGCGCAGUCAUCUGCCGUCGUUAUUGACGUCGACGUUUCGCCGCCUGUGAAUUGUGAUCAAACUGACGUUGUUAAUGCUGAACUUGAAUCUGCUGAUGCUGUUAAUGCUACUGGCGCGGAUGUGCCCGCCUCUCCUUCUCCUACCCCUUGGCGGACAGUGGAGAGCAAAAGAAGGAAGCAAAGUCGUAAGCCGGUGCGUGUGGUUGGAUCCAGUGACUGCAGUGAUCUAGGUGUUGCAACUCCAUUUAAGUGGUUGCAUUUGUCAUCUUUCUUGCCAAGCCAGUUUCUUGUGAUAACAUGUGUGGGGAACCACACUGGCAUUGAUAAGCGACGCAUUUCUUGCUACAAGCUCGUUAAAAAAGAGUCGAAUCUGGAAUCACUAACACACGUGAAUUUUUAG
Rhagoletis pomonella (apple maggot) is the source of this 696-nucleotide messenger RNA. RefSeq lists its product as uncharacterized. The coding region runs from base 1 to 696 and encodes 231 amino acids. The record is from RefSeq and is a predicted model, not a curated record. NCBI's taxonomy places the organism in Eukaryota, Metazoa, Arthropoda, Insecta, Diptera, Tephritidae. The transcript is spliced from 2 exons.